This is a messenger RNA of Penicillium pulvis, 3288 nucleotides long. It is a transcript of the gene chiA1, whose product is annotated as class III chitinase ChiA1. Bases 1 to 3288 code for a protein of 1095 amino acids. The transcript is spliced from 4 exons. Lineage: Eukaryota; Fungi; Ascomycota; Eurotiomycetes; Eurotiales; Aspergillaceae. Gene Ontology annotation, cellular component: extracellular region. Gene Ontology annotation, biological process: carbohydrate metabolic process. Gene Ontology annotation, molecular function: chitinase activity. The record is from RefSeq and is a predicted model, not a curated record.
AUGGUUGGUAUGAAGGUUCUCGCCGCUGCAUCGGCGGCGCUGUCCACUUUUGUGUCGGCUGCUUUUGCCUUGGAUGUGGAGCUCAAGUCCAACGUCGCGGUCUACUGGGGUCAAGGUUCUAAUCAGGAUCGUCUGAGCCAUUUCUGCCAGGAGUCUACGUUGGAUAUCAUCAUCCUGGGCUUCAUCAAUGUCUUCCCCCAGGCCGUUGGAGAUUGGCCCGGCUCCAACUUCGGUAAUCAAUGUGAUGGAACAGUCUACCCAGGUACAGAACUUCUUGAAGGAUGCCACCAGAUCUGGGAAGAUAUUCCCACCUGUAAGGCUAUGGGAAAGACUGUUCUACUUUCUCUUGGUGGAGAGGGUGCCACCACUGGUGUCCUAGACCAUGAGACUGCCUUAGGGUUUCCCCGUCCGUUCGAAAAUAAUACUGUCGAUGGAUUCGAUUUCGAUGUCGAGUCUGAUGGCGGUCACGGAUAUGGUUCCAUGAUCACCCGCUUCCGCGAGCAUUAUGCCAACUACCCCGAGGAGAACUAUUACAUUUCAGGUGCGCCUCAGUGUGAAAUCCCCGAUGCGCAGCUCGGCUAUGCGAUCGACCAUGCCGCCUUCGAUUUCAUUUGGGUUCAGUUCUACAACACCCCAUCCUGCUCUGCUGUGUCCUACUUCAAUCUCGUAGGCGGUUUCAACUUCGAUGCAUGGGUGGCUGUUGUUCUAGCCAGUGCCAAUCCUUCUGCCAAGCUAUAUAUUGGACUGCCUGCAGACCCUACCAGCGCUUACUACCUGACGGAGGAUCAAGUCACCGAAUUGGUUGGAAGGUACAUGAUCCUGUAUCCUGAUACCUUCGGUGGUAUCAUGUUGUGGGAGGCUACCGCCGCCGAAAAUAAUGUUGAUGCUCAGGGAUUGACCUACAUGGAGCAGAUGAAGGAGGUUCUAUACUACUAUGCUCCUCUUCCUACACCAACUCCUACACCAACGCCCACUGUUACCCCCAUUGUGACACCGACCGCGUUGCCUACCUCGGUGACCCCAUCUAGCAUUGCUACCGCCUCCAGCUCUGUGACUCCCUCCAGUGUUGCCACUCCUUCGAGCUCUGCUACUCCCUCCAGCGCUGUGACUCCCUCUAGCUCUGCUACUCCUUCCAGCAUUGCUACCGCCUCCAGCUCUGUGACUCCCUCCAGUGUUGCUACCCCCUCCAGCUCUGUGACUCCCUCCAGCGCUGUGACUCCCUCCAGUGUUGCUACCCCCUCCAGCUCUGUGACUCCCUCCAGCUCUGUGACUCCCUCCAGCUCUGUGACUCCCUCCAGCUCUGUGACUCCCUCCAGCUCUGUGACUCCCUCCAGCUCUGUGACUCCCUCCAGUGUUGCUACUCCUUCGAGCUCUGCUACUCCCUCCAGCGCUGUGACUCCCUCUAGCUCUGUGACCCCCUCCGGCUCUGUGGUUCCCUCCAGCGUUGCUACUCCCUCCAGCAUCGCUACUCCCUCCAGCAUCGCUACUCCCUCCAGCAUCGCUACCCCCUCCGGCUCUGUGGUUCCCUCCAGUGUUGCUACUCCUUCGAGCUCAGCUACUCCUUCCGGCUCUGUGACCCGCUCCAGCAAGCCAAUUUCUAGCUCGACUGCCCCGGCUCAAUCGACCCAGUCAGGCUCUCAAUCUAGUUCUCCCGUGGCAGCUCACACUUCGGUUCCAGCUUCUUCCCCGUCCGUCGGACCAUCUGGCUCUCUUUCUCAGUCUGGUCACGCGAGCUCGUCCGUGAAGCCCUCAGGUUCUGGAAGCCCCUCUCUAUCUUCUUCGACCGUUGCACCCGUGGGCCCCUCGUCGGAGCCGAGCGUGGCUUCUACCUCGAAGCCCAUCCGUUCUCCUGUUCCCUCGCGUACUCCAGUCGUUCCCACUAAGCAGUCGACAUCCGCGGGUGUUUCUAGCUCGAGCCUGGAGGCCUCUUCAUCAGUUGCUUCCUCUAGCUCUGGUGUUGUUGCGUCCAGCGUUGGUGCUUCAACUGCUUCUUCUGGCGUUGCGGCUACUAGCACUGGUGCUUCGGGUGUCCCGUCUGGUGCGACUACAUCCAGUGCUGGUUCUUCAGCUGCCUCUUCUGGCGUUGCUGCCUCCAGCUCUGGUGCAUCGGGUGCCGCGGGUGUUUCUACCUCUAGCACUGGUGAUUCUGGUGCCUCUUCUGGUGCUGCCACAACCAGCACUGGUGGCUCGGGUGGCUCUGGUCCCUCUUCUGAUGCUACCACAUCCACCUUUGAUGCUUCGACGGCCUCCUCUACUGGAUCUACCUGGAGUGCAACCCUCACUUCUGGUGAAUCGGUCGGUACCGGCGCUGCUGGAUCUACUUCUACCGUUAGCGGAACUCAUCUGUCGCACCCAAGCGGAGGUGAAGGUUCUACGAAGACAGCUACCAUCACUGCCUCUCCUUCAGUGACCCCGGCUCCCACUUCGUCCCCGGAGACAAUCACAACUGUUAUUGUCACCUCGUACACGGAUAUCUGCCCUACUGGUUUCACCACCAUCACCACCACGAUUACCACAUAUUAUUGCCCUGAGACCGCAGCCACUGCUACCGCCACCAACCCUCCAUCGGGGGCUGUCACCACUACUGCCACCGUUCCUGAGGGCUGGCACACUACUGUGACUGUCUGCACCCACUGUGCUGCUACUCCCACGACUGUGACUCUGACUCUGCCGAACCCCACGACAACCGCCGCGGCCACCACCGAGACUGCCAUCGUGCCCGUGACGGAGGUAUGGACCGAGACCUGGACCACCACUGUCUCUUUCUGUGAUACAUGCGGCGAGACUGGCUCCUCUGUCGUUGUGACUGUGCCAUACACUGCCCCGGCUGCUGUCGAGACAGCUACUUCCACAUGGGGCUCAGGUGCAUCUGCUGGCCAGGGUGCUGGACAGGGCGAGGGAUCUAGCCCUAGUGGAGCGUACACUGUCGCUACUUCCGUUGAGACAGUCACCUUGACAUGGGCUACAGGUGCCCCGGCCGGACAAGGUGAGGGAUCUAGCCCUAGUGGCGUGCCUCAGCCCCCCGCUAGUGGGUCCGUCGGUGUGAUCUCCGGUCACCCGGCUUCCACUGCUCUGGUCACUGGAGUUGCCGCUCUUCGCACCUCCAGCCAGACUCCGUCGUUUGUUUUCCACCCUGCUACCACGAGCGUUGUCUCCGGCAGCUCGGCAACCGCCAGUGCCAUAUCCCAAGGUGCUGCCCCGGCAUACAACGCCGCUGGAUCUCGCUCGGACAUGGUUAAUUUCUUCGGAGUGGCCUUUGCCGUCCUCCUGUCCGCUUUCCUGAUGUAA